Messenger RNA from Necator americanus (New World hookworm), 1269 nucleotides. RefSeq lists its product as uncharacterized. NCBI's taxonomy places the organism in Eukaryota, Metazoa, Nematoda, Chromadorea, Rhabditida, Ancylostomatidae. The record is from RefSeq and is a predicted model, not a curated record. Gene Ontology annotation, molecular function: carbohydrate binding. The transcript is spliced from 13 exons. The coding region runs from base 1 to 1269 and encodes 422 amino acids.
AUGCGCAUACUGAUCUGGCUGUUGAUAUUGUUUCUGAUCUGUGGAUCGAAAACAAACGUUGAAGAGUGCCGAAAUCAGAAUCUUUGCGAAAACGGAGGGACGUGUUUGUUAAGCGCCGAUCUACCGGUUGGCAGGAAAUGUGAAGAUGAUGAGGUCUACCACAUGGAUUACUGCUAUUCGUUUAACGAGCAGCCUAUGCGAUGGAGUGAGGCAGCAAUAUAUUGCGAGGAUAGAGGUAGAACGCUAUCGUUGACUGAAACCAACGAUGACCAGACUUUUUACGCAGGAUAUAUCCAAGGAAUGAUAUCAGCGACACAAGCAUGGAGACCUGAUGUGACUGGCGUGUGGACCUCAGUGCGUUCUGUUCCAAACGGAUCUGAGCCUGCAUGGGUGGCGUUUCCUGGAUCCUAUGUAGUGAAUCGACAGUAUUGGCAGCCAGGAGAGCCGAAUAUUUAUCCAAACUAUGAUGACGUCUGUGUCUCUUUGCAACAAGAGACAAUGUAUCGAAGCUGGAUGUCACAGUCAUGCAGUGCCCUGAAUUACGUCGUAUGUAAGAGGAAAGCCGUUGAUCAAGUAUCCUCUAAAAGUCGAGCGGCACAAUGCAUCUGCAGCACAGGAUACGUUGGACUUAGAUGUGAACAGCGCAGUGGUGAAGGCUCUCCCCAGAACGUCUCGUGCGCAUCGGUGCCGUUCGAGUUUGCGUGCCGUAAUGGAGGCACAAUUCACGUGGAAUAUGCAUCAUAUGGAGCUGUUGAGGGAUAUGCUUGCUCAAGGAACAUGUUGACGGUAACGCAGACUUGCGUUCAUCCAAACUCAUUGAAAACUAUCACUAACAAGUGUGAGGGCCUUAAUUACUGCAAUAUCCAGAAAUUGACAGAAGUGUUUCCCGAGACUCCAUGCCCUGUACAGGACGAGCUGUACCUCCACUAUCGUUUCACAUGCCCGGAAGAAAAUCAUUCCGUAUGCCCCUCUGGUGCCUUUUAUAUGUCUGGCCGAUGUUUCGUCAUAAAUACGAAGCGAAAACGUGUGUCGCAGUCAGCAGCGCAGCAGGCUUGUCGUAAGGAGGGUGGAUAUCUGGCAUCGAAUAUCGAUUCAUCUGUGGAUAGCGAACUUUCAAGACAAGUUGUUCGUCAAAGCAAAGAAGAUGACGCUUUUUGGAUCGACUUAAAAGUCAACGGGGAAGGCUAUCCUGUGUGGAGUGAUGGGAGCAAUCUCCUGUACAGAAACAAGGCCAUUCAACAUUCCAUGUUUGCUAUUUGCCUCGAUUAA